UUCUCUUCAGAAACUAUGGGAGAGGCUUUUCUUGUGGCAUUCCUUCAAGUGCUGGUCGACAAGUUGGCGCAGCGUGAGGUCUUCAAGUACUUUGGACUCAUAAAGGGCGUCGACCAAAAGCUGCCGAAAUGGAUUGACACUUUGUCUGAAAUUAGAGCGGUUCUGAAUGACGCAGAGGAGAGGCAACUAAUCACCGAGAGCAUGCGGCUGAAGCUUUGGCUGGAUGAUCUCAGGGACUUAGCUUAUGAUUUGGAAGACGUAUUGGACAAAUAUGCUACUAAAAUGCUCAAACGGGAGAUAGAGCAGGGACAUUAUGCCGGCACCGCAAGGAGGGUCUGGAACUCAUUUCCUAAUGGUGUUUUCAACUACAAAAUGAACUCAGAAAUACAGAAGAUUACUGAGCGUUUACAAGAGAUAUCUCAGCGAAAGGACCAGCUUAGUUUGAAUAUCAUUACUGGGACGACGUUGUCUACUAAGGCACGUCAAAAUUUAACUCCCAGUUCCAGUCAACCAGAUGGACCUGUGAUUGGAAGGGAGGAAGACAAAAGGCGGGUCGUGGAAUUUCUGUCGAAACAAGAGCGCCAUGCCGUCAAUUUCGAUGUAGUAGCCAUUGUUGGUAUGGCUGGAGUCGGAAAGACAACACUUGUUGCACAAGUGUUCAAUGAAAUUGAUGCAACCCAGCAAUUUAAACCGACUGCUUGGGUAUGCGUGUCUGAUGACUUCAACCUAGAAAGAGUGACAAAGAAAAUUCUCGAAUCAGUCACAUCCCGGCACUAUCCUACAGAAGAUUUCAAUCAGGUUCAACAGUAUCUGCAUAAGGAAUUAGUUGGGAAGAAGUUUUUAAUUGUUUUGGAUGAUGUUUGGGGCACAUGUAGCUAUGGUCUAUGGAUGAAACUGCAGUCCCCCUUUCGCGAUGGAGCAGCAGGAAGCAAGAUAAUUGUGACAACGCGUGAUGCAGAAGUUUCGAAAAUGAUGGGAGCUGGCACUCUAGUUCAUAAUUUGGAGCCUAUGUCAAAUGACGUUUGUUUUCAAGUAUUUGAGCAGCAUGCAUUCAGGAAUGUUAACAGAGAUAUACCACCAAAUUUCGAGUCACUCAAGGAGAAAAUUGUUGCAAGAUGCAGUGGAUUGCCUUUGGCUGCUAGGACUCUUGGCGGCCUUUUACUUCGUAUAGAGAUGAAUGAAUGGGAGGAAAUAUUGAACAACAAAUUAUGGAGUCUAUCAAAUGAGCGUGACAUACUUCCGGUAUUACGAUUAAGCUAUCACUAUCUUCCUUCACAUUUGAAAAGAUGCUUUGCCUAUUGUUCGAUACUUCCAAAUGACUAUGAAUUUUGUGAGCAGCAAUUGAUUCUUCUGUGGAUGGCAGAGGGUUUGAUUCACCCACAACCAGAACAUAAUAAGCAAUUGGAAGAUUUAGGAACUGACUAUUUUCAGGAGCUCUUAUCGAGGUCAUUAUUUCAGAAAUCAAGCAAAAACAAUUCAAAUUAUGUAAUGCAUGACCUCUUUGUUGGUUUGGCACAAUGGGCAGCAGGAGAUAUUUGUUUUAGAUUGGAGGAUAAGCAAAAUAGCAAUCAUAUACAACUUGGAUGUUUUAAAAAGGCCCGCCAUGCAUCCUACAUUUCUGGUAUGUAUGAUGUGGUUAGAAGAUUUGAGGCAUUUUCUGAAGUGGAACAUUUGCGAACCUUCCUACCAGUUUCAGUUAAUUAUCCUUCAAAUUAUCUAAGUCGUAAGGUUACUUUUGAUUUAUUGCAAAAAUUGCAAUACUUGCGGGUGCUUUCUCUCAAUGGCUAUCGAGUAACUGAGCUGCCAAAUUCAAUUGGUAAAUUGAAGUAUCUGCGGUAUCUUGAUCUUUCUCGCACAGGGAUAAGGAGUUUGCCAGAAUCAACGACCACUCUUUACAACUUACAGACAUUGAUAUUGGAAGGUUGUCGUUAUUUGAUGGCACUACCUAUCAACUUGAGGAAUCUAGUGAAUCUGCGCCAUCUCAACUACUCAUUUGCAUAUGCAUUGAAAGCAAUGCCUCCGCAACUAGGUCGGUUGACAAAUCUACAAUCUUUGUCUAAUUUUAUUGUGGGUAAAGGUAGUGAUCAAUCAGGUAUAAGAGAGAUAGGGUCCCUAUUCCAUCUCCGAGGGACAUUGCGGCUCUCAAGAUUAGAGAAUGUGAUCGAUGCUGAGGAUGCACGGAGGGCCAACUUAAAAUGCAAGGAGAGACUUUAUGAAUUGGUCCUAGAAUGGUCGGAUAACACACAGGAAACACAAUUAGGUGUGCUUGACAGAUUAGAACCUCAUAGAAUGCUCAAAAUUCUGGACAUCAAGGGUUAUGCUGGACUAAAGUUUUCAGCAUGGAUUGGAGAUCGUUUAUUCUCUACUAUGGUUCAUGUAAGCUUAAACAAAUGUCAGAACUGUAAAAUCUUGCCACCACUUGGACAGUUGCCUUCACUCAAAAGGCUUUAUAUUACAGGAAUGACUGCAGUGGAAAGUGUUGGUCCUGAGUUUUAUGGAGAGAGUAGCUUGCCUUUUCCCGUACUAGAGGAUCUUUGGUUUUCAGAGAUGCACAACUGGAAGAAAUGGCUUCCUUUGGCACAAGAUCAGGUUUUCCCUUGCUUGAAGUUGCUUUCAAUCACAUUUUGUCCUCAAUUGGAGGGUAAGUUGCCCGAGAACCUUGAUUCAUUAGAAGCACUUACAAUUAUUAAAUGCGAGGAAUUGGUGAUUUCAAUUUCCAAAUAUAAACAAAUUAGUGCAUUAUACAUCAUCGACGGUUGCAAAGCAGUGGUGAAGACAAGUGGCGUUGAGUUUGAGUUACUAAAUUCCUUGGAACUUUCAAAUAUUUCAGAGGUGAGGUUCCAAACAGGGGAAUUCACCAAAGGAUUAAGGAAGGUUGCUAAUUUGACGAUUGGCGGAUGCGAGGAGCUGACAUCUUCACUGAAGAAUGAGGAUAGAGUAUUGCAACACUUGAUUUCUCUUGUACCAGAAGGGUUGCAUCACCUAACGGCUCUUCAAGACCUUCAAAUAGUUGGAUGCUCAAGUCUGGUUUCUUUUCCAGAUAUUGGUCUGCCUCCUUCCCUUGAAGUCAUAAGCAUUAAGGAGUGCGAUUCGUUGCUGUAUUUUGCAAAAUACCAGAUUCCCCCAAAUCUAAGAAGAAUAGAGAUACGUCGGUGUAAAAGUUUGAAAUCAUUAGUAGAGAACGAGGAGGAUAGUUCUUCGUCUUCCUCUUCUUCUCAUAUUUCUCUUGAGCACUUGAACAUAUGGGAAUGUGAAUCUCUAACGUCGUUAUCAUUGAGAGAACAGUUGUUUCCCAGGGCGCUUAAAUACCUUCACAUAUUCCAUUGUGGAGAGCUGCAGUUAAUUACGUCCGAUGGGUUCUCCCAAGACAACACUAAGUAUUGUCUUGAAUAUAUUAUCAUCGGUUCUUGCCCAAAUCUGAAAUCGUUACCGGAGGGCCUAUGUCACCUCACCAACUUGAGACAAAUCUACAUCAAAAAUUGCAACAAAUUGGAGAUGUUACCGGACAUGUGCAAUCUCAACUGUCUUCAGGAAUUGAAUAUUGAUUACGGUGAUGGUUUAAAUUUCACUUCCUUUCCGCCCAGCCUAACAUCACUUAUAAUCCGCGAAAUCAAGAAUUGUAAGGCGCUGUGGGGGUUGUUGCACAGGCUCACCUCUCUUACAGAAUUGUGCGUCAGUGGCGAAGACCCAUAUGUUGUGUCGUUUCCACUCGAAGGUGACACGGAUAUGGAUAUGGAGAUGCUGCUCCCCGAAUCUCUCACUCAUCUGUCAAUUGAGGGCUUCCCAAAUCUGAAGAAACUGAGCAGCAAGGCCUUUCAAUUCCUCACCUCUCUUCAAUCUCUUCGACUCCGGAAUUGUCCAAAGCUGUCAUCUAUUCCAGUGGAGGGCCUGGCUCUUUCACUUUCGCAAUUUUAUAUCUCUGGGUGUCCAAAGCUAUUUUGGUUCUUUAUCUUUAGACGAAACUUGGCCAAGAUAUCCCACAUUCCUUGCAUCGAGAUAGAUGGAACUCCUCCCAGGUGGGUCUUUUUCAUCUAGAGUUGCUUCAAGCAGGACUCGGACUAAUACGAUUUAUCGUGGAGAUGGAUCAUAUCUAGGUCAAUUUUGUCUGCAACUGGCGGUGUUGAAUGACACGGAGGAGAAGCAACUGUAAUGUAGGACAAAUCAUGGGUUUGUUCAUACGAAGGAAAUUUGAAAAAGGGGGAAAUUUGAAAAUCAGAAAAUUGUGCUUCAAAUAUAGAAAAUCAUGCUUGAGCAUCAAUUAUGGCGCUGGGAAAGAAGGAAGAUGUAUCGUUGGGAUUUUCGGGUUGCUUGAUUUCUUGAGAAUUCUAUAUCAUAUUUAUAUUUUUUGAAUAAGUUAUCAAUUAAGAUAUUAUUUUCCUGAUAUGAUUUUAAUUAAGAUUUUAAUUAUUUUCUUAGUUAAGUUUUAGGAAUAUUCUGGAACCUAGGGUUUCCUACGAUUUUAGGUUUUUUUUUUUUUCUAUUUAAGUCAACUCAUGGCAUUGUAUUAAUCAGUUUAUUCAUCUUAUUAUCAAUCAAAUAUAUAUGAGGUUUACUCAA
Messenger RNA from Prunus avium (sweet cherry), 4557 nucleotides. The record is from RefSeq and is a predicted model, not a curated record. NCBI's taxonomy places the organism in Eukaryota, Viridiplantae, Streptophyta, Magnoliopsida, Rosales, Rosaceae.